AUGAAUUAAGAAGUGGAAAACAAGGAAGUUAAGGAUUAGAAAGACCAAAUUGAAUAAGAGUCUGAUGACAAUGAGAAGAAUGAUAAAAAGGAAUAGAUAUUACAAUAAGAGUAGAAGAAAAAGAAGAAGAAAAAUAAAAAGAAGAAGAAAUGGGGAGAAGAAGAGGAAAUUAUGACUGAUUUUGAUGAUGAUUGGUAGAAUAAAGUGAAGAUGUCUAAGAUAUUGCAAGACCCUGAUUUACCUCAGCACAUUAAAGAAAAAUAUGCAAUUUAUGAGAAUAAUCCUUAUAUGAUGAUAGUGUCAAAUGUACCCCUGAAUGUGUAAUUGAAGGAAUUGGAGGAAUAUUUUAAUACCCUUAUCACUUCACUUGACCCAAAAAUCACCGAAAGACCUAUCAAGGCUAUUGAAUAUGGGGCCACAAAGUCUUGGGUAGUUUUGGAAUGCAGUUCAAAGGAAGCUAAAAGAGCAUUAGUCACUUAAGAUUAGGUUCAAUUCGUUAAUAAUUGUAAAAUAAAAGUAGAGAGACCAAGAAAAUUUUUAGAAAGAAUUUUAAAUCCAUAAGCAAGGGAAGGGGAACUGAGUGCUGAAUAAAAAUAAGAAGACAACACUAGAUUGUAUUUGGGAGGAUUACCAACAUAUCUGAGAGAUGAGGAUGUGAUGAAACUCAUACAAUCAUUUGGAACAACUAAAUAUUUCAAUUUAGUAAAGGAUACUACAUCCAAUACUGAGAUUUCAAAAGGUUAUUGUUUUUUUGAAUAUGAAAACACUGGCUCCACUGCAAAGGCUUUGAAAGCACUCAAUAAUUUAUAGAUAGGAGACAAGAAAUUGAAAAUUUGUAAGGUCCAAGGGGAACCUUAAUAAAAUAAAAAAAUUAAUGGAAGAGAAUAGCCUUCUAAUUAUGCAGGUUCAUUUUUGGCUUCGUGUGAUUUAUUGCGAUUGCCUUAAAUAUAAUAGAUGUUAACAAUCCCUUAGUCUGCUUUGAUUCCAAGUAAGGUUGUGCAAUUUUUGAAUAUGUGCUCAGUUGAAGAUCUGUAUGAAGAUGAUCUAUACGAAGAAUUGAUGGAAGAUAUUAGAAGUGAAUGCAUUCGUUUUGGUUAAAUAGAGAAAAUAGAAAUACCAAGACCAGAUAAGGAAUCAGGCUUUUGUAAUCCAGCAGUAGGAAAGAUCUUUGUGAAGUUUUAUUAUUAAAUUCCAGCUAAGAAAGCUAAAUUUCAUCUUGCAGGUCGCACAUAUAAUAAGAGGACUGUUGUUACUUCUUUUUAUCCUGAGGAACAGUUUGACUAUAAGGAUUAUUUGAUAAACGGAUGAUUGCUUGAGUUUACGAUAUUUUAAUUAUUCUAUA
Molecule: messenger RNA, 1342 nt
Organism: Paramecium tetraurelia
Lineage: Eukaryota; Ciliophora; Oligohymenophorea; Peniculida; Parameciidae
Exons: 5
Cellular component (GO): U2-type prespliceosome; commitment complex; U2AF complex
Molecular function (GO): pre-mRNA 3'-splice site binding; poly-pyrimidine tract binding
Source: RefSeq, a predicted model, not a curated record